Messenger RNA from Physeter macrocephalus (sperm whale), 1907 nucleotides. It is a transcript of the gene GNPTG, whose product is annotated as N-acetylglucosamine-1-phosphate transferase subunit gamma. Gene Ontology annotation, cellular component: Golgi apparatus. The transcript has 11 exons. The record is from RefSeq and is a predicted model, not a curated record. The coding region runs from base 32 to 952 and encodes 306 amino acids. NCBI's taxonomy places the organism in Eukaryota, Metazoa, Chordata, Mammalia, Artiodactyla, Physeteridae.
CCACGCGCGGCGACGGCGGCGGCGGCGCGAGAUGGUGGGCAGGUUGGCGCGUCUCGUGCUGGUGCUCGGGCUCGCAGCGCGCGGGCCCGCGCCCGCAGGUGCCGCCAAGAUGAAGGUGGUGGAGGAGCCCAACACGUUCGGGCUCAACAACCCGUUCCUGCCCCAGACCAGUCGCCUCCAGCCCAGGAGGGAUCCUUCACCCGUGUCUGGGCCCGUGCAUCUCUCCAGACUUUCUGGCAAGUGCUUCAGCCUGGUGGAGUCCACGUACAAGUACGAGCUCUGCCCGUUCCACAACGUGACGCAGCACGAGCAGACCUUCCGCUGGAACGCCUACAGUGGGAUCCUCGGCAUCUGGCACGAGUGGGAAAUUGCCAACAACACCUUCAGGGGCAUGUGGAUGAGGGACGGUGACUCCUGCCACUCCCGGAGCCGGCAGAGCAAGGUGGAGCUCACCUGUGGCAAAACCAACCGGUUGGCCCAUGUGUCUGAGCCAAGCACCUGUGUCUACGCACUGACGUUCGAGACGCCCCUCGUCUGCCACCCCCACUCCUUGUUAGUGUACCCGGCCCUGCCCAUGGCCCUGCAGCAGAGGUGGGACCGGGUGGAGCAGGACCUGGCGGAUGAGCUGAUCACAUCCCAGGGCUACGAGAAGUCACUCAGGGUGAUUUUUGAGGAUGCUGGUUAUUUAAAGACCCAAGAACAAAGUGAAUCGGUGCAGCAGGAAGGAGGUGCCAAGGGCCUGGUGUUUCAGACACUGGAGAGCUGUAACGAGGCACAUAAAGCCCUGUCAGAGGAGAUGAAAAGACUUAAAAGCAUACUGACCCAGCACGGCCUCCCCUACGUGAAGCCUGCAGAAACUUCCAGCUCUGAGCACUUGGGUCCCAGGACACCCACGGACAAGACAGCAGAGCUGCUACGAGGCGACCCUGGACUGCGUGGGAACACCCUGUGAUCUGGGGCAGGAGGAGCAGGGCGACAGGUCUCAGCCAGAGGACACCUUCCUCCGUUCCUUCUGUGCCGGCAGGCUCUUGGGGUUGUGCGCAAAGAUGCAGACAAAAUAAAGAUUCAAAGUUUUAAUUAAUUUCCCUACUGAUAAAAAUAAUUCCAUGAAUUCUGUAAACCAUUGCAUAAAUGCUAUAGUGUAAAAAAAUUUGAACAAGUGUUAACUUUAAACAAUUCACUACAAGUAAAUGAUUAUGCCUUAUAAAUACUACCUUCUGGGUUAAGAAAAUUCCAUUCCAAUAACAUUCUCCUCUAAAUACUCAAAACAGACAUACAGAUUGGGGCUUCCAUAAAUUAAUCCACAUGAAGCAUCCACACUGAGUCGUGGUCUUCUGCUGACCACAGUUACACAAAUGGUGUGACAAUGUAACAUCACCGCUAAUACUGAACACUCAGGAGCUGACAGAUUCGGCAACAAGAAUGGCCUCGCCGAGCACCAUGCAGCUUCAGCUGCUACACCCAGCGCCCCACUUCAUCACCCGAGUGCGGGGCGGUGACACCCUGAGAUGCCGAGCCUGGCUGAGCCCAGCAUGGGUGGCCCCCUCAGAAAACCAGGGCCACCGCAGCCAGGCAGCAGGGGUGGGAGGGCCCCGAGGAAGCCCCGGGAGCUCCACUCUGGGUGGUUCUUUGGUCUUCCCACCGCACACCUGUCCUCAGAGCCAGCGAGUGCCUGGGAGGGGGCGCCUCCACCCCCCCGAACCCCACAGAAAGAACUGACCGGAAUAGCUUAUAAAUACACCUAAAGCUUAAUUGUUCUUGUUUAUAAUUUGAAAAUAUCUAGGCUAGAUGUCAAUAACAAACAUUGUCCUGUUUUCCCCCCAAAAGACCAAAGGCCUGAAAUGGGAAACAAGUGCAUAAAUAUUAAUAAAAUAAUUUUAAACAGUGAUAACAGUAGCACAAAAUAU